Molecule: messenger RNA, 1383 nt
Organism: Fimicolochytrium jonesii
Lineage: Eukaryota; Fungi; Chytridiomycota; Chytridiomycetes; Spizellomycetales; Powellomycetaceae
Exons: 3
Coding region: 1-1383 (460 amino acids)
Molecular function (GO): metal ion binding
Source: RefSeq, a predicted model, not a curated record
AUGUCAAGUGGCGAACAUCACGUCGACCCCGUUGAGAGAGUCACUCGCACGUUCAGGAAGCUGGCAGUCACAGAUUCAGACGACGCCGAGGCGAUACCCGAACAGUGUCAAUCUGAUGUCAGCACGUUCGAGCAUGCAGGCUUCUCACCGUCUUGGUCCUCGGUCUUCGGUGCUGGCGCCGGGAAAGACUUGCGAUCAGACCAGGCCUCCGGCGACAUUGGCGGCUCACCGCGGGUGUCGUUGCAGCCUCUCAGUGCAUCUAUCAACGGAACGCCACCCAAUGACAUCGCUGUAGGAGCAGAAUUUCAUCCCGAGUCCGCGAUUGAUCAUUCGGAAAAAGAAAAUCAACAUGACCCCUUCAACAACGAAAAUGUCAAACCUCGUACAGACCAACGCCGCGGCGGAAAGCAAGGCUUCGGCGGCCAUGCUCAGACCAACCAGAACAACAGUCGAUCUUUCCCUCCAGUGCCGUACUACUACGACCAAGGCGCACAGGGACAGCCGGCGCUUCCGAUGGGCUACUAUCCGUAUCCAUACGUCGUGCAAGGAUAUCCCACUUCCGCUCCGUCUGCUUCCGACAGCGGCUCGGCUACACCCGUUCAGCGCAGUCAGCCAUUGUCAACGAUACCGGACGAUAGGCAAAGGAGUAUACCUGGCACCGAAGAACCCGGAGGAAAUCAAUUCGUGUCGUCAACCAAUUCGUCGCACUCGUCAAGGCGGUCGACACCCAGAGUCCAGAAUCAACAGUACCCGCAAUACCAGCAACCAUACUCGACCCCUCAGUUGGCGUAUCCAGGAAACCCAUACCCUGUUGGAGUACCAAAUAUGACGUUCCCACAUCUGUCGUCUCCUCCAAUGAUGCCGCAGUACCCGUACGCGGCGCCGGGGCCGAUGUAUCCCGGACAGAUGGCCAUGUCGCCCGGCGGACCCAGUUCGAUGCAGCCUGGGAUGCCGAUGCAGAAUCAGGGUAGCGAUAUGGGAAUGCAGAUGGGUGUCGGAAUGGGCAACCCUGGUAUGCAGAUGAGCCUGGGAGUUGAUCAGUAUACGGGAAUGCCUAUGCCGAUGUAUUCUCAGCAGGUCGUCCCAGUUUGUCGAUACUUCCAGCAGGGUCGUUGUUGGGCCGGUGCAAACUGUCGUUUCAGCCACUAUGUUGGCCUUGGACCUUACAUCGCAGCGUACCCGACUUCAUCUGGAGGAACCGCAUUCACAGCACACCCCGGAUCGAACGGGAUGCCUCUGCCGGUACCGCCCAUGCCUAUGCACAUGCAGCAAAACCGUCAGCAACAGGGCAUGUCCCAAUCCACCACCAAAGAGAAGCCAUGCCGCUACUUCGCGCAAGGCAAAUGCUGGGCAGGAUCGAUGUGCCGGUACUCGCACGGCUGA